AUGCUGUUAAAACACCCCAAUAUUGUUGGACUCAAAGAUCUUGUGAUACAGGGCCCUUAUUUUUAUAUUCUUAUGGACUAUGUUGGAGGUGGUCAAUUACUUCAUUACAUCGUUAAACGACAGCGAUUAUCCGAUCGACGCACUCGUCUGUUCACUCGGCAGAUCGUCAGCGCCCUUGAUUACUUACACCGUAAUUCAAUUGUUCACCGAGAUCUCAAGAUUGAAAAUAUUAUGAUUGACAAGUCUGGCCGACAGAUCAAAAUCAUCGAUUUUGGUUUAUCAAACCUCUUUUGUCCUGAAAGGCUCCUUACCACCUAUUGUGGAUCACUUUAUUUUGCUGCCCCUGAACUAUUAAGGGCAAAUCCUUAUCGCGGUCCCGAAGUCGAUAUUUGGAGUUUGGGUGUUGUUAUCUAUGUUAUGGCGACUGGAGCUGUUCCCUUUGACGAUAAAUCCAUGCCCGGAUUACAUGAAAAGAUCAAAAAGGGACAUGUAACCUAUCCAAGUCACAUGAGCGAAGAGUGUAAGGACUUGCUCUCAAAAAUAUUCAUCACCGAUCCAUCCAAGCGUAUCAUCAUGACAGACAUCAUCCAUCAUCCAUGGCUCAAUAAAGAUGCAGCUCCUAUCAAGAACCAUAUGCCUCUUCGAAAGCCACUGACCCUUCCACUUGACCCAAAGGUGAUUGAAAGGAUGUCCCAAGGAUUUCAAUUAGGCACGACAGAGGAUAUCGAACAGAAAUUGACCUUGAUCAUCCUGUCUCCAGUCUAUAAAAAUGCCCUACAA
Molecule: messenger RNA, 780 nt
Organism: Rhizopus microsporus ATCC 52813
Lineage: Eukaryota; Fungi; Mucoromycota; Mucoromycetes; Mucorales; Rhizopodaceae
Product: Pkinase-domain-containing protein
Exons: 1
Biological process (GO): intracellular signal transduction; microtubule cytoskeleton organization; protein phosphorylation
Cellular component (GO): cytoplasm
Molecular function (GO): protein serine/threonine kinase activity; ATP binding; tau-protein kinase activity
Source: RefSeq, a predicted model, not a curated record